AUGGCAAUAUUUCGGCGUUUGCUUUUCUAUUUAUUUGUCAUUCUGACGUGUUUGUCAUGUUUCACGGAAAUUUGUGAUGCAGGCGGGGGGAGAGGCGGGAGGAGAGGUUCAUCUCGUACGUCUGGUUCAUCUCGAGGAUCACGGAUCUCGCACACUGGAGGACAUCACGGAUCAUCAUCGUCGUCAUCAUCAUCGUCCUCGCACAGUACCGUGUUGAUUGUUUUGUUAUCCCUUUCACCAGUGUGCAUAAUUUUGCUGAUAGCUGUAGUAUUUUGCUGUUGCAAAGCGGGGGACAAUCCAAAGGAGAAGCUGGCUCUAGCGAUUGAGAAAAAGGAACAAGAGCUGUCUCGCCUGUCUGGUAUACUGACGGGCUGUAAUGCUCAGGGAAAGAGUGCUCCGGUCAAAAAGGAUUCUGCGGUACAGACCGAGUCUGAUCGAGGACCUACAAAAGUGGCGACUCAGUCAGCUUCUACUGAAUCACUACCACCAUCUUACGAGACGGUCAUGGGCACCGUGGAUGGUCAAAAGAAGUAAUCAAAGACCGACAGGUUUGUGUCCACAACUGAUGAGAGAAUGCAUCUGGAAAAUGUGGAAUUAGUGUUGAGAAAGAAAAAAAA
Messenger RNA from Strongylocentrotus purpuratus (purple sea urchin), 617 nucleotides. RefSeq lists its product as uncharacterized. The transcript has 2 exons. The record is from RefSeq and is a predicted model, not a curated record. NCBI's taxonomy places the organism in Eukaryota, Metazoa, Echinodermata, Echinoidea, Camarodonta, Strongylocentrotidae. The coding region runs from base 1 to 534 and encodes 177 amino acids.